This is a messenger RNA of Zootoca vivipara (common lizard), 9961 nucleotides long. Lineage: Eukaryota; Metazoa; Chordata; Lepidosauria; Squamata; Lacertidae. The record is from RefSeq and is a predicted model, not a curated record.
CUUAGUUGGUCUCUAAGGUGCUACUGGAAGGAAUUUUUUUAUUUUGUUUCAACUACACCAGACCAACACGGCUACCUACCUGUAACUAGAACUAGGUAUCUGAAGAAGUGUGCAUGCACACGAAAGCUCAUACCAAUGACAAACUUAGUUGGUCUCUAAGGUGCUACUGGAAGGAAUUUUUUUAUUUUCUCAAGAAGACCGUAUUCUCUCACCUAUAUCUACCUGUUUUGGCAGGCAACACAGCUAUAUAGGCAAGUUUUAUAUAUAUAUAAAAGGAUGUCAUAUAGAGGAGGGAGAACGGUUGUUUUCUGCUGCUUCAGAGAAGCAGACAUGGAGCAAUGGCUCUAUAAGAAAGAAAAUUCCACCUAAACAUUAGGAAGAACUUCCUGACAGUAAGAGCUGUUCAGCAGUGGAAUCUGCUGCCAAGGAGUGUGGUGGAGUCUCCUUCUUUGGAGGCCUUUAAGCGGAGGCUUGACGGCCAUAUGCCAGGAAUGCUUUGAUGGUGUUUCCUGCUUGGCAGGGGGUUGGACUGGAUGGCCCUUGUGGUCUCUUCCAAAACUAUGAUUCUAAGUUUUUAAGGAUCUGCCAGUUCUAGUUAAGUAUAAGCAUGAAAGCAUGCUAUGUUGGUCCUAGCCCAUGGUGUGAAGGCACAUGUUGUAGCAGUUUUAUGAAAGCUAAGCAGAUCUAGAUCUGGUAAACAUUUGGAAGGGAGUUUGCCUAGAAAUUCUAUGCAUGUUGCUUUGAGUUACAUCAUUUGUGUUCCUUAUGACUUGAUGGCUACAUGCCAGAUGUGGGGAACAUAUGGCUUUCCAUAUGUUGCUGAAUGUAACUCACACCACCCCUGGUAAUUGGCCAUGUUUUCUAAGGUUGAUGGGAGUUGAAGUUCAGCAAUAUCUGGAGGACCAGAUACAUACUGUUCUGUCUCUGCAUGCCCAUUAGAGUUAGGAAGUGAUAGGAGGAGAAAGCUGCUCUGUUUGUUUCCUGUUUGUAGUUGCCAACUUAACAUGUAUGGGACAUAUUGGGUUGUUUUACUAUCAUGGAAAAAAGAGUCUUAGGGCACAGUUGGGAAUUCAUAAAGAGACAGAAUGGUUGGAGGUUAUUUUCUGUCACAGAGGUCCAAAGUACCCUAAUAGGGUUUUUGUGUGUGUGUGAGAGAGAGACUGUUUAUGUGAGCUUGGAGUUCUUUUGAAAUGAAAUCAUAUUGGACCCCCUUAGCAGAUUGACACUGUCAAAAUAAAUGGUGGAGGUUGCCUGAACUUAUAAGGUGCUAUGUAUCUCAGCUUAGGAUCUCAUAGGACCAGACACAAUGAUUCUGACAGUGGCCCAAUUCCAUCUGUAGUGACUUUGAGCUGGGCACAAUGCCAGUCUGUCCACACCACCACUUUAAUACAAAGGCAUGGAAUGCAAGAAGUUCUAUACAGUAUGUUUGUUAGGCCUUUCUAAUAAAGGAAAGUUGGUAAACUGAACUGGGCUUUCCUGAUAAUAAAUAUAAGAGGAGGAGAAUAAUGUUUCUUGGAGAAGGGGUAGAGUUAGACAUCUGUUGUGGACCAUUUGGAUUGAACUGAACAUCUAUGGGAAAACUUGGGCACCCCUUUUAUUUUAUUUUUGUAGUUGGCAGAAGUAUUAUAGUAUGAUAUGCUUAUGGCGCCAAUGACCUGAUAUAAAAUUAUGUCAAGCUGCUUGUGUGUUUGUCUGGCCUUAUAUGGAUCCAAAAAAGGGCAACCAUAUUAGAUACCUUAUUUUAUACUUCACGUGUAAUUUGGACAUUUUACUCAUUUUCUGAACAAAUAGCUUGUAAAGGGUAGGUGCCAUAGCUCAGCAAUACAUAGCAUGCAUUGCAUGCGUAAUAUUCCAGAUUCGGCCCCUUGCAUCUCAGAUACCAGGACUUGGAGAGCUGCUGCCUUUCAGAGGGUUACUUUCAUAAGCAACAAAAUAAAAAAAAAAUCCUUCCAGUAGCACCUUAGAGACCAACUAAGUUUGUCAUUGGUGUGAGCUUUCGUGUGCAUGCACACAUCUUCAGAAGUUCAUACCAAUGAUAAACUUAGUUGGUCUCUAAGGUGCUACUGGAAGGAAUUUUUUAAUUUUGUUUUGACUACGUCAGACCAACACGGCUACCUACUUGUUUCAUAAGCAACAUUAUACAUGUGUGUGUUUUUCUUCUUAGGGUUAAACUCAAAGUGUGCUGAGACAUGGUCAUCUAAAAUGCUUGUUAGGUUAAGAUUAAUGAAUGCCAUUUUAAACAACAUAUAAUGAAGAGCCAAUGAAAGUUCAUCUUGGUUUAUUGUUAUCUAGGAAGGGCAACAGGACCUCAUCCAGAAUCUAAUCCAGAUCGGCACCAUGUUGUAUGAUUUUGUGGAUAACAUGAUCGUCAUUCAACUUAAGAUAAUUGUGGAGUUAUGACUAACAGAUUUGUCACAGCUGAAGUUUUCAGAGGAUUGGACUCCCACUGUCUGCUAAAGCAGACCAGCAACCUGAAUCCUCCUAUGGCUCAGUUUUUCCGGGUCAGCUUAAAUUGUCAUGCAGCUUCUGAUACAGGAUCUCCAGGUUUGUCUUAAUACCUGAUUAACUUCCACUGCACCAAAUUACAUAGUCAUGGUUUGGGGUGAUAUGCCUAAAUUAAAAGAUAACCACACUUCAUCGUGUUCUUCAACCAUGGAAGACCUGGAUGUGGAUCUUGACUCUGGACUAGAGGAAGAUGAUAUUAAACAUGAGAGCCCUUGUGAAGAUUCCACAAUCUUUGUAGCUUUUAAAGGCAAUCUUGAUGAUGAUGACUUCAAACAGAAAUUGGACAUAAUUUUGAACAAUGUUCCUGGCCUUUUACACCUGGAAUCUGAAAAGUUAAAACUGAAGAAGGUGGAACCCUGGAACAGUGUACGUGUCACUUUCAAUAUUCCUCGUGAAGCAGCUGAGCGACUACGAUUGCUGGCUCAGAAUAACAACCAACAACUUAGAGACUUGGGAAUUCUCUCAGUUCAAAUUGAAGGUGAAGGUGCCAUCAAUUUGUCAUUGGCUCAAAACCGAGGCCAAGAUGUGAGGAUUAAUGGGCCUAUUCGACAAAACAACUCAGUACGAAUGGAGACAGGCUUUCCCAUACCAGGAAACCAAGGGUUAAUAAGAAUAAACAAUCCUGCAACUGUGAUGAUGCAGCAAAGUGGGAAUGUAUCAUCAUCUAUGUUGACAAGUGCAGCUAACACAGAGUUGCAACCUAGAACACCUCGUCCAACAUCUCAGUCAGAUUCAGUGGAUCCACUUUUGUCAGGGCUAGCUAUCCAACAGCAAAAUCAUCCAUCUGGAUCUGUAGUGCCUCAGCUCCAUUCAGUACAGCCAGUUUCUGUUAAUAGGCAAAUAAACCCAGCCAACUUCCAACAGAUGCAGCCACAGCAACAAUUGCAGCCACGCCCUCCUCAACAGCACCAGCAACCACAACAGGGUAUUCGUCCUUCGUUCACAACCCCAACUCAGGUUCCAGUUUCUCCUGGUUGGAACCAGGUGCCUUCUGGAAUAGUUCAGCCUCCUCCAUCGCAAGGCACAAUGGGCACAUUGACAGUUAACCAGGGCUGGAAAAAGGGCCCUUUGCCUGGACAAAUGCAGCAGCAGCAACUCCAAGUCAGACCAUCUUUGGCAACGGUACAAACACCCUCCCAUCCUCCACCCCCAUACCCUUUUGGAAGCCAACAAGCUUCUCAGGCACACACAAACUUUCCUCAGAUGAACAACUCUGGCCAAUUUACUGCUCCUCAGAUGAAGAAUCUUCAGGGAGGGCCUUCACGGGUCCCUACACCACUACAACAACCCCACCUGACCAACAAAUCUCCUGCCUCCUCUCCCUCCUCUUUUCAGCAAGGAUCUCCUGCAUCCUCCCCAACAGUUAACCAAGCACAGCAACAGAUGGGACCAAGGCCUCCCCAGAAUAAUUCUCUCCCCCAGGGGUUCCAACAGCCUAUUAAUUCUCCUAGCCGUAAUCCUAUGGUACAGCAGGGGAAUGUACCUCCAAACUUCAUGGUAAUGCAACAGCAAAACCAGGGUCCACAGGGCUUACAUCCUGGGCUAGGAGGAAUGCCCAAGCGUCUCCCACCUGGCUUUCCUGCAGGACAGGCAAAUCAGAACUUCAUGCAAAGUCAGGUGCCUUCUACAGCACCAGGGACACCUGCAAAUAGUGGAACACCCCAAUUGCAAACAAGUCAGAGCGUGCAGCACACAGGUGGUCAAGGAAAUGGUCCUCCUCAGAAUCAGAUGCAAGUUCAACAUGGCCCAUCAAAUAUGAUGCAGACCAACUUAAUGGGUCUUCAUGGAAAUAUGAGCAACCAGCAGACAGGUACCAGUGGAGUUCCACAAGUUAAUAUGGGCAGCAUGCAGGGACAACCUCCACAAGGACCACAAUCUCAGCUAAUGGGGAUGCACCAACAAAUAGUGUCCUCCCAAGGACAGAUGGUGAACAUUCAGCCUCAGGGAUCUCUAAAUCCUCAAAACCAGAUGAUACUUUCUCGAGCUCAGCUCAUGCCACAGGGCCAGAUGAUGGUAGCAUCUCAGAACCAAAAUCUUGGUCCAUCACAACAAAGGAUGACACCACCCAAGCAGAUGAUUCCCCAGCAAGGCCAACAGAUGAUGGCUGCACAUAAUCAGAUGAUGGGACCGCAAGGCCAGGUGUUGCUGCAGCAAAAUUCAAUGAUGGAGCAGAUGAUGACCAAUCAGAUGCAAGGAAAUAAACAGCCGUUCGGUGCUCAAAGCCAGUCCAAUGUUAUGACGGGGCCAGCUCAAAUAAUGAGAGGACCAACCCCCAAUAUGCAGGGAAACAUGGUGCAAUUCACAGGACAGAUGAUGGCCCAGCAAGGCCCUGUGAACAGCAAUCCUUCUCAGGUUAUGGGGAUUCAAGGACAAGUUCUGAGACCCACAGGAACUAACCCUCACAUGUCUCAGCAACUGGGUGAUACCACCACUACUACAAACAGUGAUGUGAACUUGACACAAAUGCUACCUGAUGUUUCUAUGCAACAAGGAAACAUGGUGCCUCCCCACUUGCAAGGGAUGCAGGGAAACAACAAUACACCAGGGAGCCAUUUUGCUGGGCAUGGGAUGCCUUUUAGUACUCCUUUUAGUGGAGCUCAAAAUGGGAAUCAGAUUUCCUGUGGACAAAACCCAGGUUUUCCUGUCAACAAGGAUGUCACAAUAACAAGCCCUUUGUUGGUAAACUUGCUGCAAAGUGAUAUAUCUGCAGGACAUUUUGGUGUGAACAGCAAACCGAACAAUCAGAAUGCCAAUAAACCCAAGAAGAAGAAACCUCCAAGGAAGAAGAAAAAUAAUCAGCAAGUAGAACAAAUUAAUGCUUCAGAACCACGCCCAGCAGGCCUUGAAGAGUCAGAUCAGCCACCAUUACCAGGAGAGCAAGGUAUAAAUUUGGAUAACACUGGACAUAAGCUUUCGGACUUCACAAACAGGCCACCAGGCUAUCCAGCCCAGCCAAUGGAACAAAGAGCUCUUCAGCAAAUACCUCCUCAGCUUUUGCAGCAUGGACAGCAGCAGCAGCAGCCACCAACACCUCAACAGACACAGUCCCAGCAGCAACAGAUGAUGAUGAUGCUCAUGAUGCAACAGGACCCUAAAUCUGUCAGGCUUCCUGUUUCCCAAGGUGCCCAUCAACCUAGAGGCCCUCUGAAUGUAGACUCACAAAGAAUGCCAAUGCAGCAGGGGGGCAACAUGUCGGUGAUGGUUAAUCUUCAAGGUCCUGGAUCAGUGCCUCCAUCUCCUGACAAGCAAAGGAUCCCAAUGCCAAACAAUCAGCCUCUUUUGAACAGUGCACGGAAGAUGGUUUACCCAGAUAAUGCACAGAAUCCAACCAGCUCUCCACUGGGAGAAGUUUCAUCAGUGCCCUCUGUUUCAGAAGGAAAUGGGCCUGAAGUCCCUUUAGCACCUGGGCCUCAAAAUAAUAUAGCACCCCAUUUAGUAGUUUCACAAAACCAGUUAAUGAUGGCAGGGCCAAAACCUGGACCUUCUCCAAUGUCAGCUCCCCAAGGUACAAGCCCUCAGCAGCAGUCUAAUUCUCUUACAGGCCCUCACCCGCAUCAUUUUCAAAAUGUUCCUACCACAUCACAAACAUCGAGACCCAAAACUCCAAACAGGGCAAGUCCAAGACCAUACUAUCCGCAGACUCCCAAUAACCGUCCACCAAGCACAGAGCCAUCAGAAAUUAGUUUAUCUCCAGAGAGGCUCAACGCUUCUAUUGCAGGCCUCUUUCCUCCUCAGAUUAAUAUUCCUUUGCCUCCCAGGCCCCAUCUUAAUAGAGGAUUUGAUCAGCAGGGUCUUAAUCCAACCACUUUGAAGGCUAUUGGGCAAGCACCCUCAAAUCUUGCACUGAAUAGCCAAUCGAGUUUUGUUUCACCACAAGCACAUAAGUUGGACUCCAUGGCUAUUAGUUCAGGAAAGCAAACCAAUGCUUGUGGAGCAAAGCGAGCCAGUCCGAGUAACAGCAGAAGGUCCAGCCCUGGAUCCAGUAGGAAAACAACACCAAGCCCUGGGAGGCAGAACUCAAAAGCAACCAAGUUAGGUUUGACAUCUCAGCAGAAUCCAGGGCUCAUGCAAAACAUAGACUUACAAAGAAGUAUGAUGGUCGGUCCAGCCUCUUUGCAAAUGCCUACGCCUGGAAGUUUUCAGAAUAAUGGUAUGAUAGCUGCCCAGAAUCCUGCAAUCCCUGUAUCAGUCAUGACUGGUAUUCCUGAGGAUAAUAAAGAUGGCUUUAGCACCUCUCAAGAGAGUGUGUGCCAGAAUAUGCAGGUUGCCCCAGUAAACAAAGAUCAGCGCAACAUUGAGCUGAAAGGCGUUCCCAGCCAAGAAAUUAAAAUACUGGUCCAUGAAGAGCAACAGAAGAGGGAGGCCCCUCCUACAGAAUCCAACAAGCUUCCCAGUCUGGAAGAAAACAAGAAUAUUAUCUCUCCAGCUAUGCGGGAGGCACCAACAUCCUUAAGUCAACUUCUUGACAAUUCUGGGGCUCCUAAUGUUACCAUUAAGCCUCCUGGUCUCCCUAGCCUUGAAGUGCCUCCACCAGUGACUUAUGCAGAUGAAUUCAAAAAGAUUGCUGCCAUUCCUCCUCCCCAGCAGGAUCCGCCUUCUAGUAAAGACUCUGUUUGUUCCCUAAGUUUACCUGCAAAUACUGAAGCCUGUUCAACUCAAGUGCAACAAGAUCUGGGUGACAUAAAUUCAAGUGUUUCCCAGAAUAUUUCUCCAGUAAUACAGAGGCCUGUUAGCUCUGCUUCUAUUUCUACAUCACUCCCACCCAAUCAGAUAACAGUAUUUGUAACUUCCAACCCUAUUACAUCAUCAUCUAACACACCUGCAUCAUUGCCCUCUCAUCUACAGUCUACAUUAAUGCCUGCUGUUGUCACCAUGCCUAGUGUUGGCAAUAAAGUUAUUGCUUCUGAAGGACAAACAACAGUUCAGUCCAAUGCUCGGCCUCAGUUCAUUACGCCAGUUUUUAUAAAUUCAUCCUCAAUAAUUCAGGUUAUGAAAGGAUCCCAGCCAAGUACAAUUCCUGCAACUCCAAUGACUUCUAAUUCUAAUUUAAUACCACAGUCUGUUGCAGUUGUUGGUCCUUUGCAUUUGUCCCAGAAUAUAAAAUUCUCAUCAGGGCCUGCUCCUCCUUGUUCGUCUUCUAAUACUCCUAUCUCAAGUAUACCAACAAGUCGGCCAGUGGUUAUUAAUUCAUUGCCAUCUAUUCAGCUUCCUUCUCCCUCAUUAAUGGCUCCUUCAAGCACUUCUCCGCAUCCUUCCAUUCAGCAAGUCAAAGAUUUCAACCCAGAGGAGUUAAGUUCUCAGACAUCAACAUCUGACUCAAAUGCUGAAGCAACCUCACAGCCUGGAGCUGUGGUCUCCCCAUCUGGUGAUCAGAGCCCUGGAUCUUCCAUCAACAGACGAAGUCCAGUUUCAUCUACAAAGGGAAAAGGGAAGGUGGACAGAAUUGGUCAGUUUUUGCUGACAAAAGCAUGCAAGAAAGUCACAGACUCCGUUGACAAAGGGGACGAUCAGUAUGGUGUGGAAGGAGAAGUGGAAGGUCAAGGACAAGACAUUUCAAUCAUCAACAGUCUGGAAAUGGAACAGUUACCAGUAGAACUAGAAGACAAUAUGGUGGCCUCUCCGGGUCCCACUCUUUUGAAACAAAGCACUUCCGGAACUGGCCAUUUAAGUGCUAGUACUACUGCUGCUGUUUCUGCCUCUGUAUCUCUAAGCUUAUCAGGUAGCACUCCUUCCACUAAUGUUCUUUCAGUUGUAACCACUCCAGUGAUCUCUGACAUCCUAACCACAAUUCCAAGCACUAAUGGUAACACCUGCAGUUUACCUGCGGAGCAGGUUGGGAUUGGACCAGAAGAUGAGAAAACAGAAGACCACCAUGAAUCACCACAGAAUAAGGCCUCUUUAUCCCAGACUCCAGUUGCAACACCAGAAAGUACUGUUCAAAAAACAGAACUGGAAGCAAAUUCUGCAAUUAUUUCUGGCCUGGUUACAAAUGAGACGAAGGAGAGCUGCGAAAAGGCGAAAACUCUGAGCAGAAGGAAUUCAAGAACGGAGGAAUCUUCAGCAGUGCAGGAGACUGUGGAGAAUGGGCAGCGCAAGAGGUCCUCCAGACCAGCAUCGGCAUCCAGCACUGCAAAAGAAACAAAUGCGAGUGUUAUGCAGUCAAAAAGAAGAAAAUCCAAAUGAAGUACAGACUGGAUAUGCAAGGCUUGUAAAUGUGUGAAUUUUUUUACCGAUAGCAGUUCUGAACUGUGAUUUCUCACUAUAUAUAAAAAACAAAAAAAACUAAACAAAAAUUCUAAAAUUCUGUACAGUAAUUAAUUUUACUAUGAUCCUGUUCCCAGUAAAUGCAACGUUUCUUUUUUCUGAAGACUAAAUGAUGAGUUGGGGGAAUCAGGUUAUUUGUUAAAUUCUCUGGUUUUAUAAAGUCUAUACAUAGCACACUAGAUUUAGCGUGUUGUAAAGAAUCUGAGGAGAUAAUUGUAAAUUUAUAUCUACGUUUUCACUUUUCAUAGGAGAAACUAGAGUACAGGGUUGUCAUGGUUUUUUUAGAUAUUAAAAUGAUGUAUUGUGCUGUUGGUCAAGUACUGUAUGUGAAUAGCAGUUUAAAGGGUUAUAUAUGGCCCAAUCUUGGAAAUGUAAAUAGUUUUAUUAUAUAGUAGGCUUGAUGUAUUUGUUGUAGAAAAGGACCAGUGGAAAAAAAUGAGAGAGUUUGUGAAAUGUGGAUUACCUAGUGCUCUAAAUAAAUGUCAUCGAUCUAUAAUUUGUAUUGUAUGUUAUUUAACACCAGCUCCUUUCACAUUGGGUGUGGGUUACUGGGGAGUUCAGGGACAACAUCAGUAAGAGAAGUGCUUUAUAGUUCUGCCACCUCAAAAAUUUGUUAAGCCAUGUUUUUAAAAAAUAUGAAGCAGCCGAACUCCUUGAUACCAUAGAGCAGAUCUAUUCAAAUCUCUUGUCCUUCACUGUCUUCAUUACUCCUUCCUUUACCUGGUUCACUUCCAACCAGGCUUGUGAUGUGUGGAACCCAGGAUAUAGGAGAGCAGUGUUUCCCAAACUUGGGUCUCCAGUUGUUUUUGGACUACAGCUCCCAUCAUCCCUAGCUAGCAAGACCAGUGGUCUUCAGAAUAAUACUGUAUACAUGACCAUUUCCUGUUGGUUGUUGAGUGCUGGAACACUAGUUGAGCUAUGUCCUGUGUUUUGAGAGUGGAGGCUGCUUCUCGGGAAUCCUUUCUUUCUGGGAACAUUUAAAGCAGUGGUAACCAAUGUGGAACUCUCCACAUAGUAACUCUCUGUUACUAUCAUGGAGCGUUCAUGAAUAUUUUCAUGCUUGGCACGUGAUAAAGUACUCUUUGUUCUGUGGCAAAGCAGCUCACAUGGGAAAAGAUAGCAAAGCAACAGAGGGCCAUAGCAAAUGGAAGGAGCAUGGAGGCAAUGUGGAAGUAGAAUGGUAUGCAAGGAC